Messenger RNA from Oldenlandia corymbosa var. corymbosa, 1134 nucleotides. The record is from the annotation of a GenBank genome assembly. Lineage: Eukaryota; Viridiplantae; Streptophyta; Magnoliopsida; Gentianales; Rubiaceae.
AUGGCAAAACAUUUUCUUAUCAGCUCUAAAAUGCUGAUCAAAACCAUCAUCUGCUUAUUCCUUAUUGCCUUUUCUUUUGAUUCUGCAAGCUCAGCCAGAAUCCUCGAUGAGGAGAACCCUGAUACACCGUUGCCCACGACGGCGCCAGUACCGGCCGAUCCUGUUGAAGUGGAUGAUCCUGAUGUAGCCCCUGCAGUCGCCCCUGACUCUACAUUACCCAGUGGCCAAAUCCCAGCUAACCCUGUCAACCAAGCACCACCAGCUUCCGUUCCAUUACCAACAACAGGACCAGCUUCAGUUGUUCCUCCAACUGCCACCGCUGCCUCUCCUGUUACUAAUCCUGUUACCGCAACAGGAGCCAACCCGGCUGCCAGCGGCGCUGGUGCUGCUGCUGGAGCCGGAGCAGGAGCAGGAGCAGCUGUAGCCGGAAAUCCGGACCAAGCUACAUUGUCUUUCUUUAUGCAUGACAUUCUUGGUGGAUCUCACCCUUCAGGCAGGGUUGUCACAGGAGUCAUAGCCAAUACUGAUGCGAAUGGACUACCUUUCUCCAAGCCCAACAACCAAAUCUUUCCACUCAAUGGAGGAGUACCACUCAACACAAUCAACGGAGUCAUCAACAACAACAAUUUCCCCUUCCUUGUUGGUCUCAAUGGUCAACAGCCAAACACCGUUCUCUCCAACAGCAAUGGCGGCAACAACGUCAACACUGCCAACAACCAACCCUUUGUCACCGCAGGGCAGCUUCCUGCAGGGCUCACCCUUCAGCAGCUUAUGUUUGGAUCAGUCACUGUUGUCGACAACCAAAUCACAGAAGGCCGAGAACUGGAUUCUGCUGUCCUCGGCAGAGCUCAGGGAUUUUACUUGGCCAGUUCUUUGGAUGGCAGCAGCCAUACAUUGGCUUUAACAGCAUUGUUUCAUGGUGGUAAUAAUCAAGAAGUUGAUGAUGCCAUUAGUUUCUUUGGAAUUCAUAGGACGGCUACACCAAUUUCUCACCUUGCAAUCAUUGGGGGAACUGGGAAAUAUGAAAAUGCAAAAGGUUAUGCAACCAUUGAAACUGACCUUCACCAUGAAGACCAGCACACAACUGACGGUGUUGAGACCAUUACUCAUUUCACUGUCUACCUCACUCCAUAG